AUGGUCCGCACGCUCGAAUACCCCAAGACCGACAAGAACAAAGUCCAGCGCUACAACGCGCGAGCCGCCUACGACCUCGAAACCAUCCACAGCACGAUCCAAACCUCCAUCGUGCUCAACGUCGCCUUCGCCCCCUCCCCGGACAAUCCCUUCCCCAUCAUCCUCCCCAUGGUCGGCGCCAUGGGCAGCUUCGCCCACCCCUCGGCCUCGCUCUCAGAGCCCCUCGACUGCUACGUGCACGGCUACGUGACGAACCGCAUGGCGCGCCUGGCGCGCGACUCCCCCCAGGGUCUACCCGUCUGCGUCUCGGCCACCAAGGUGCACGGCCUGGUGCUGAGUCUGACGCCGUACUCGCACGACGUGAACUACAAGUCCGCCGUGCUGAUGGGGUAUGCGAGCAUCGUGGAGGAUCAGGCCGAGAAGCUGUGGGCUAUGGAGUUGAUCACCGACAAGGUGUGCAGGGACAGGUGGGCGGAGACGAGGGUGCCGCCGAAGAGUGCCGAGAUGAGUAGUACGGGGAUUCUGAGGAUUAGGGUUGAGGGCGGGAGCGGGAAGGUGAGGAAUGGGGUAGCGCAUGAUGAGAGGGAGGAUGAGGAGGACGAGGCGUUGAGGGGGAGGGUGUGGACGGGUGUGGUGCCGGUGAUGGAGGUGUAUGGAGAGCCGGUGGCGGAUGAGGGGAACAAGGUGGCCAACGUGCCGGAGUAUCUGUCGCGGUACGUGAGCAGGAAGACGGAGGAGGCGGAGACGGGAGCGAAGGAGGCGAUGAAGGAGUGA
Molecule: messenger RNA, 774 nt
Organism: Cyphellophora europaea CBS 101466
Lineage: Eukaryota; Fungi; Ascomycota; Eurotiomycetes; Chaetothyriales; Cyphellophoraceae
Exons: 2
Coding region: 1-774 (257 amino acids)
Source: RefSeq, a predicted model, not a curated record